GGGCGGGGCCGCGGCUGGAAGGGCUGGCGCCUCGGCUCUCCGCACGCUCGCCGUGGCUUCCGUGGCCUCCCGCAGCGCGGGCACCGACACCUCCCUCCGGGUCCCAGCAUGCGGCCCUGCCUGCUGCUGCUGCUCGCGCUGUGCGGUGCGGACCCCACGGCCGCCGCGCGCAGCUUUAGCUUGCGGGGAAGUUGGAGGAUCCGCAACGGGAACGGCUCCUUGGAGCUGCCCGGGGAGGUCCCCGGCUGCGUGCACACCGCCUUGCUCCAGCGCAACCUCAUCCAGGAUCCUUACUACAGAUUUAAUGACCUUAACUACAGAUGGAUCUCCUUGGAUAACUGGACCUAUAGCAAGGAAUUUCAAAUCCCUUUUGAUAUUAGCCAAUGGCAAAAAGUAAAUUUGAUUUUCGAGGGUGUUGAUACAGUUUCAAAGGUCCUGCUCAAUAAUGUUCUUAUUGGGAAAACAAACAACAUGUUCAGAAAAUAUAAUUUUGAUGUUACCCAUGUGGUCAAAGCCCUGAACUCCCUUGAGCUGCGUUUCCAGUCACCGGUGCUGUUUGCGGCCCAGCAGAGCAGGGAUCACGCUCUCUACGAUGUGCCCCCAGACUGCCCGCCCAGCGUACAGAAGGGGGAAUGCCAUGUCAACUUUAUUCGAAAGGAGCAGUGUUCCUUUAGUUGGGACUGGGGGCCUUCCUUUCCGACCCAGGGCAUCUGGAAAGAUGUCAGUAUUAAAGCCUAUAAUAUUUGUCAUCUGAACUACUUCACGUUUUCCCCUAAAUACGACAACCAUGCCCAGCAGUGGAAUCUCAAAAUAGAGUCUUCUUUUGAUGUUGUCAGCUCAAAGCCAGUCCCUGGUCAAGUGAUCAUAGAAAUCCCUAAAUUGCAAACACAGCGGACAUACAGCAUUGAACUUCGGCCUGGGAAAAGGAUUGUUAAGCUCUCUGUGAAAAUUAACAAGAAAAUUACUGUAGAAACUUGGUGGCCUCAUGGACAUGGAAACCAGACAGGGUACAACAUGACAGUUCUUUUUAAACUGAAUGGAGGCUUAACAAUUAAAAAAUCAGCUAAGGUUUUUUUUAGGACAGUGGAACUGAUACAAGAGCCCAUAAAAGGUUCUCCUGGUCUGAGUUUCUACUUCAAAAUUAAUGGGUUUCCCAUAUUUCUGAAAGGAUCAAACUGGAUCCCAGCAGAUUCGUUCCAGGAUCGAGUAACCUCUGACUUGUUAUCACUCCUUUUGCAGUCUGUUGUGGAUGCUAACAUGAAUACUCUUCGGGUGUGGGGAGGAGGUAUUUAUGAGCAAGAUGAAUUCUAUGAACUCUGUGAUGAACUAGGAAUAAUGGUAUGGCAGGAUUUCAUGUUUGCCUGUGCCCUUUAUCCAACUGAUGCGGACUUCAUAAAUUCAGUGAGAGCAGAAGUUGCUUACCAGAUCAGGAGACUGAAAUCUCAUCCCUCCAUCAUCAUAUGGGGUGGAAAUAAUGAAAAUGAAGCGGCACUAAUGAUGAAUUGGUAUAGCAUAGACUUCACAUACCUCCCUACUUACAUGAAAGAUUAUGUGAAACUAUAUGUUGAAAACAUCCGAGAGCUCGUUUUGGAAGCAGACAAGACUCGUCCUUUUAUCACUUCCAGUCCUACAAAUGGGGUCAAGUCCAUUGCAGAAGGCUGGCUCUCUGCCGACCCAUAUAACAAUUAUUUUGGGGACGUACAUUUUUAUGACUAUGCCAGGGAUUGCUGGGAUUGGAACAUUUUCCCAAAAGCUCGAUUUGCAUCUGAAUAUGGAUAUCAGUCCUGGCCUUCCUUCAGUACAUUAGAAAAGGUUUCAUCUAAAGUAGACUGGUCUUACAACAGCAGCUUUUCAAGUCAUCGACAGCAUCAUGAAAAUGGUAACGAAGAAAUGCUUUUUCAGGUUGGACUUCAUUUCAAACUCCCACAUAGCACAGAUCCAUUACGUGAAUUCAAAGAUACCAUUUACCUUACCCAGGUGAUGCAGGCCCAGUGUGUCAAAACAGAAACUGAAUUCUACCGCCGCAGUCGCAGCGAGAUAGUGGACGGAAAAGGGCACACCAUGGGGGCACUGUAUUGGCAGCUGAAUGACAUCUGGCAGGCUCCUUCCUGGGCCUCUCUAGAAUACGGAGGAAAGUGGAAAAUGCUUCAUUACUUCGCUCAGCAUUUCUUCGCACCACUGUGGCCAGUGGGUUUUGAGGAUAAAGGAGUGUUUUUUGUCUACGGGGUGUCAGACCUUCACUCGGACCUCAUGGUGACGCUCACUGUGAGAGUGCACCGGUGGAGUUCCCUGGAGCCUGUGUGCUCUCACAGGACCCCGGAUCUUGCGAUGAGAGCCGGGAAGGCUGCCCUCCUCUAUCAGGAGCCGGUGUCUGCAAUGCUGCAGAGAUGUGGGCAUUGCACACGGCAAAGCUGUGUGCUUUCCUUUUACCUGUCAGCCAACAGCAAACCCUUGAGCUCAACCAACUAUCACUUCCUGUCCUCACCGAAGAAAGCCGAGGGGCUCCAGAAGGCAGACAUCACUGCCAUCAUCUCUCAGCACAAGGACACCUUUGUGUUUGAUCUGGAAACGAAGGCCGUGGCACCCUUUGUGUGGUUGGAUGUAGGGAGCGUCCCGGGGAGAUUCAGUGACAAUGGUUUCCUCAUGACGGAGAAGACGCGGACUAUAUUUUUUUACCCCUGGAGGCCCACCAGCAAGAGUGAAUUGGAGCAAUCUCUUCAUGUGACUUCCUUGGCUGAUAUUUACUAAAGGAAUCCAGCUGCUUUCGAAAGCACUUCUAAGCCACCCGCGAGAGCUGCAGGCAGCCAGAGACCAGGGAUGGAGCCGGAAGGUCCACCUGUGCCAGGCAUCUGGUGCAUCGCUCCCCCAGCGGUGUGCACAGCCCCUCUCAGGGCAGCUGUGUGCUCGGGGCCCCUCCAGCGAGCUGUGCCAGGUCAGUGCUGUUAGGUUUCCCCUCCUAGCUUCACCACCACAUGAUAUAACCCAACUGCCCCUCCCUCCCCAGAGAAGGAUGUCUGCACAGGUCAGCCUCUGGGGAUCCACAGGGACAUGACCACAGGGCUUCCGAUUUGGCUCAAUCCAAGGAGCUUUUCCGUUCAGAGGAGUUAGAUUUAGACUGUUGACUCUGGCGGAAAAGUGGCGUUCUUUUUAGUUUGGGUUUAAAUCAUUUUACAUCGAUUGAUUAAUUAUAAGAGGCUACAUAUUACUUUAUUACACAUGAUCAUGUUCAUAAAAUUACGUUGAUAAAGCAAAUGGGGAAAUUGUUAAUAAAUUGUAAUAAUUUUGGUAAAGGUUUGUAGGGAUUUUUUGUACUCUUUUGCAACUUCCUGUAAGUUUGAAAUCAUAUAAAAACUUAAAAUGUACAUAAAUUGCA
Myotis daubentonii (Daubenton's bat) is the source of this 3373-nucleotide messenger RNA. It is a transcript of the gene MANBA, whose product is annotated as mannosidase beta. Gene Ontology annotation, biological process: glycoprotein catabolic process; carbohydrate metabolic process. NCBI's taxonomy places the organism in Eukaryota, Metazoa, Chordata, Mammalia, Chiroptera, Vespertilionidae. The record is from RefSeq and is a predicted model, not a curated record. Gene Ontology annotation, molecular function: beta-mannosidase activity.